Aspergillus calidoustus is the source of this 2217-nucleotide messenger RNA. The record is from the annotation of a GenBank genome assembly. NCBI's taxonomy places the organism in Eukaryota, Fungi, Ascomycota, Eurotiomycetes, Eurotiales, Aspergillaceae.
AUGUCCCUUCCAGAUUUGCCGCCGGAGCUAAUCUCCCACAUCCUCUCCUACGUCCCACCAUCUUGGCAUUGGGGUAACCUUGGCUGGGACAGUGAUCGCUGGCGCCGCACCGUUGCGAAGAAUGUGCGCUGGUUUCUGCGAUUGAGGCUUGUUUGUCGAACAUUCGAUGGCCUUGUCAUUGGCCUCGUCCUUGCGGAGCUCCGAGCGGGGAAUCUGCAUCGAAGCCUCCCGCUCAAGAGGGGCGCCGCGAGACGAUCCACGAUCGCGUUUGUGGAGCGAUUGCUUUGGGCGUUGGUUAUUCGAACUGCCGCUGCGCCUCCUAUGUCACACGAGAAUGAAAGGUCCAUUGCUCGAACGAUUGUCGAUGGCGCAGCGUUGAGUGCGGAUUUCCUCACAUGCUCAAGGGAAUCGGAAACGCGGCAAAAUGGCAGCAAUGCCGUAGAUGAGGAGGACGAGGAAGCAAACAAAUUACGAGAUGUCUACACAGGAGCGCUGAUUUCAAGCCUUACCAUUAUACUCGGUCCGAACCUCGUUCUCGACAUCCUAGAACCGGGUCAGGACCACGGCAUCGAUAUGUUCAGCCCGCUCAAUGGCGACGAACAGCAAUGGCGCAUCACCGCACUCAUGGGCGCUGCAUAUCUUGGUCGAGUAUCUGACCUCAAGCGCAUUCUCUCGUUGGAAAUCGACAUCAACUUCGAUCCGAGCGAUCGCUGGCUAUACCUGCCCGUCAUGGCCGCCGCGGUAGCAGGACGCGUGGAUGUGCUCGAGUUUCUCGCAUUCCAAGGAGCUGAUUUGCACGCGCUUACGGUCGGGAAUGGAGAUAAUGCGGUACAUUUCGCAGCUCUUGCUGGACAUACCGUCGCUGUCAAGAGGUUGAUCGACAAAAGAGUGGAUUGCGAUGUCGUAAACAAUGAAGGGGUGACACCACUGCACCGGGCUGCGUCUGCCGGACACGCAGGUGUCGUGAGGGCCUUGUUUACUGCUAAGCCAGAGGGUCUGCGAACCGAGAUCAAGGACUCGCUGGGUCGCGCGGCUAUACACUAUGCGGUCGAGCGAGGCUACGAAGAUGUCGUGCACGCGUUCCUCUCGCGCAAGGACACAGAUAUGGAGAUCCAAGACGCAGCCCUUGUAAACCCGGUGCUGGGGCGCGUUGUCACCCCACUACUCCUGGCCGCUUUGGCAGGGCGAGGUGGAAUAUUUCAUGCCAUAUUGGCUCGUUGUGGUAUGCCUGACCCUGAGACUAUCCCCCGGCGCACGAUGUGUCGUGUCGCCAUUAGAGGCAGUAGCCUGGCCAUCACCAAGACGGUCAUGAAAAGGGAAUCGAAAGUGUAUCCGGACGAGGACAGGAACUGGCUACUCGCUGGCGAAACUCUUUGUUGCGCUGCGGAUUUGGCGAGCGACGAUGUCUUUCGGUACCUCCUCUCCUUCGAAGAUGCCGAGAUACACCACGUGCCCUGGAAGUCUGGACAGCCCCCAGAGCCGACCGUGCUGCGCGCUGCAAUCAGCUCGAACAAGGUCGGGCACGUGCAAGCUAUCCUCGACCAUCCACGCUUUGACGCAGUGCGCAUCUUCUCCCCGGACACACCCAAACGUUCACCGCUACAUUACCCAACGCACCCAGAUGGCCUCGACCCAGCUAUCAUGGAAGCGCUCCUGGCGCACCCGGCCUUUGAUGUAAAUGUACAAGACGAGUUUGGACGAACCCCUUUGCACCACGCCGCGUUAACCGGCCAGAUCGAAUUGGUGAAGCUCCUCCUUGCGCACCCCGGGGUCGACAUUAAGCGGGUCGAUGCGCAGGGGAAAACGCCGCUCUGUGAGGCCGCGGAGAGGGGUCAUGUAGCUGUCGCAAGGGUAUUCCUUGAGAUGGCGGGACCAGUAGCUUGGGAUGUGACACCAACUGAUAAGUCACCGCUAGCGUUUGCUGUAUCUGGGGCAAAGGUCGACAUGGUGCGGGUGUUGCUCGAGCCGCAAUAUCGGAUUCCGCGGGACGUGGUACUUCUUGAGAAGGGCAAGGCUGAGAAAAUCAUCACACAAAACAAGGCUGAUUUGGCAGAGUGGCAGAGAGGGGUGUGGGACGAGAAGGCGGAUUGGUGGUUUGGGAAUGAGGAGCUUCGGGAGGUGCUCCUUGAGAGUGUUGAGCUUGGGGCUGUUCUCCUGCAUGAGAUGAUAAGCAGUAUGUCGAUGAGACUGGAGGAGGAAAAGGAAAACGAGCAAUGA